Molecule: messenger RNA, 15473 nt
Organism: Phycodurus eques (leafy seadragon)
Lineage: Eukaryota; Metazoa; Chordata; Actinopteri; Syngnathiformes; Syngnathidae
Gene: rnf213a
Product: ring finger protein 213a
Exons: 66
Coding region: 102-14957 (4951 amino acids)
Biological process (GO): negative regulation of non-canonical Wnt signaling pathway; ubiquitin-dependent protein catabolic process; sprouting angiogenesis
Cellular component (GO): membrane; nucleolus; cytosol
Molecular function (GO): ubiquitin-protein transferase activity; ATP hydrolysis activity
Source: RefSeq, a predicted model, not a curated record
ACGAUAAACAAAAUUGCCAAGUCGUCCUCGGGCGCGGCUUAUUCCACUGCAAGCGGCGGAGGGCAGAGGACGUCUCAGUCCUUUGCCUGACUGGUGUGACGAUGCAGUGCUCCGACUGUGGCUACGUUUGUUUGAACAAGAAAGCCAAGUUCUGCAGCGAGUGUGGCGUCAAGUUGCCGGUCCAGUCUGCCAACAGCCAAGGAAAUCAACCAAACUCCUUGGUACCAGAUUUGACAGACUCUACCGCUACAACACAGAAGCGCAUUAUUUCCGCCGAUGACAAAAACAGCAACACAGAGUCUAAAAAGUCAAAUAGUGAGGAUGAACAAGCCACUUGUGAGCACCCUCUACGGGACCAGAACGCCAAUGUGGAUCAGGAACAGCAAGAGAAACAUGAGAAGGAACAGGAACAGAAACAGAAGCAGUCUGGCACUGCAGACCAAGGAAGAAUCUUUUGGUCUCAAACACCAUCUGAGAUGCUUGUUCCAGAUUCAGGCUCCAGUGUGGACUCCGAUGCAGUGGAAGACAUGCAGACACAAAAGUCGGAUGCAGACUAUCAUGCGCAAUACGAUACUCCACCCCAACCAACACCCAUAAGCAGGAGCAGGAACAUAGCUUCCCGAAACAGACUCACUGUUUACUUCCACGCCAUCCUCUCAAACGAUUUCAAAUUUGACCUCGAUGAAGAUUCCAUCUUCAUCAGAGGUGGACCUCCUCUAUCAGAAUGGAAUGUCAAUGCAUUGCAGCUAAAUGUGACCAGGAAUCUCAAAGAGCAUGGGUUUUUGGUCGAAGGCAGUCUGGAGACAAACAAAGAGGUUAUGUCUGUGCCAAUACCUUACAAAUAUGUUGUAUACAAGAAGGCGAACAAAAAAUACAAGUUUGAGUACAUCUACAAACAGGAUUGUGAUCAGUCCAAAACCAACAGAUGCUUGUUUGUCGAACCUCGCCUCCUCAUUGAAGACGGGGACUGGCAUCAAUAUGAUGACAUCGUGUGUGUUAAGCCAACAAAGACCAUUUUAGGACGCAUCACAAGCUUUUGGACUGACCAGGGGAAACAAAUGAUUAAAGGCCGAGAUAUUGCAGGGAAAAUAAUGAUGGACACAAUAUUUGAUCUUCUCAGGACCUGGACUGACACCAAUUUGAGAAGUUUUCUAAAACAGCUGAAUCAGUUCUUUCAGAUCUAUGCAAACCCAUCUAUUUACGAAGGAACACGUAAGAAAUGGGACUCCUUUAGCUACAACGAGAACAAUAUACGGACUUGGAUGAAGGACUUCAUGUUGACAAACGUGUCUCCUCGAGUAAAUGGGAAUGAAAAUGCAGAGAGUUUGUAUAUUCAAGAUCCUCUUCGAGCGGCUGUGCUCAUGCUCCACCUGUGCGAACAGUACGGUAUCAACCUGGAUCCUGUCCACCGCCUCCGCCUGUGCACUCAGCUGUCGUUGCCCAAACUAGACAGAAGCGCCUUCCUCCAGUACUGGCAAGAUUUUUCACGGGAUGUUCGUCUUCUUCCAAGCGUGCCAAGCUGCUUGUUAUCUCUCAUCAAAACUGUGAAACAACGUGGGAACCCCCACUGGAUUGUGGCAUUACCGCUCUUUCACCUCCUUGAAGGCUUUGCUGCAGAGCCCUUUCAGGUGGUGACAUCUGGAUAUGGUUUGCAAGAUCUUGAAGUGGGUGAAUUGAACAGUGAUCAAAGGAAGGCCCUGCUCAACAUGAUAAAAAAACAUCAUCACUUGAUGAAGGUGGAUCCACUUUCAGCUCGAUCUGGUUUUUACAUGAUGUCUCUCUGUGAAAUGAAGGAUUACAGUAUCAGCAUGAACAUCCAGCUUUUGGACAUUCUUCGUGUUCUCACCUUAAAGGCACCAAGGGACAUCAACCUCAAUAACGUCCAGGAUCUAUCUGACAUUCUCUCACACAUCCAAAAUAAUCUCCUUGAGAGAAAAUACAGUUGGAUCUCCAAGGAUUAUGGAAGAUUGUGCCUGAUUGCGGUGGGAAACCUCUUUGAGAAGAUUUGCAACGGAGCCAAGUCAUUAUACUGCAAACAUAUUCCUCUCGCAUGCAUGAGCGUGGUUGCGUCCGUGUUUGACUUGGUCAUUCCACACAUGCAACAGGAGGCUCGUGGAGACGGACAGCAGCCACAAGCAGGAGAGAUUGCAAAGGCGAUUCGCAUCAUGAGAGGCUGGAUGAGUUCGCAUUUCAAGGAAGAUUUGCUAUCCAGGAGGCAACCUCACAAGGUUGUCGCUACGGAGGCGAUGGAAGUGUGGAACCGUAUACUUGGCAUCCACUUCAUUGAUAAUGAGUGUCAGGAAUUGUGGAGACUGAAAUUAUCUUUGGAUUUUGAGGGCAAGUACAAAAAGGCAAAUCCAGUGGAUCAAAUUCAUUUUUAUUGCUCAAAAAUAGUGGAGCUCGAUGAGUCUUUUCGACAUGUCGCGCCUACUAUUGAGAUGUGUGCGCUCGAAGCUGUUCCAUCUGUAUGCCAGACCAAUUCAGAGGGCCAACUGUUGAAGAAUUUCAAGAUGAACGGCAAGUUCGUGAAACUUGUCUCAGCCAUUGUCACAAAUUCCUGGCCAAGGGACCACCAAGGAAAUUAUGAAGAAAAAAAAGAGACGGUCCUUCAGUACCUUCUCUCCUGGACUGCUGCCGGACAAAUUUUUCAGCUAUAUGGUGCAGAGGAAAACCUUUUUGACAAACUCACUGAUGAUGCCAGCGACAGAAUCACUUUUGCCGUGUCAACAUUGAGAAACAUCAAAAAUCAGCUUAUUAAGGGUAACAUUACAGUGAAGCUGCUCAGAAUCCUUUUGGCAAGUCAAGAGGCCCUCUUAGAACUGCUGAAGAUCGAUUGUCUGUCCGAGAAUGAGCAACACAGGGACACUGGCAAAAUGACAAGGCUUCUGAAGUGCAGAGAAAGUGAAGUUCAAGCGGUAUAUACUCAGAAGGAGCAAAUGGACUCCUUGCUCACAAUGAUCCGUCACCUUGACGAGCACAUGGCGGUUGACGUCCGUGACAUGGAUGAGAGAUGCCGUGUCAACAUAAAGAUGAUGGCCCUAGACCUUUUCAUGGAGGUUCACCCGUUUGACCAACUUCCCUCUGCUACGGCCGGUGUUGUCACUUACUUCAAAAUAAAUGACGAAAUCAGACAAAUGUCAGAUGUCUUGUACAAGUUAAACAAUAGCCACAUAUUUAUAUUGUGCUGGAAGGAACAAGGCAAACUCCUGGGCAGUGAAGAGGUCAUGCAGGACAAUCCCGUUGAGGAAGUCGUACCGCGCGCAACACUGACACUUGAUGAGCUUUAUGCCGAUAUUUUUAAGCCUUGCGUUGCCGCUUACACAGAUAUUUACACACAUUUGAAGAAUGGCAGUAUAAAGCUGAAGGAGGUGCAGCGGCUUUUCAGCAAUUACAGGGGCAAGUACGCAGAGCUCGCACAAGACUUGGACAUCAUGUGUAGAAUUGACACGUCGGCAGAUAACCAGUGGAUCCACACCAGGCUUCAACAGAUUGAGCAAUAUCACGAGCUCCAUCUUGCCGUGGAUUCAGCUGAGGUCAUUAUGGCGGUCAAAGGGACCCUCUGUCUUGAAGGAGAUUUCAGCGUGCUGGAGACAUUGUUGAAAGUUAGUCAUGCAAACUUUGAAGUGGAGGAGCUUCAGUGCAUUGACAAUGACUUGAUAGGGGCCAAGAGGGAUCUGGUGGACAUCACUGAGCCUCGUAGACUUUGUUUAAAUGAGCUGACACACAGAGGCCAUUUUACAAAAUGGGUAAAAGAUGCACUGAAAGAUCUCAAAGAGUUGAAGGUGUUUGUCGAACUGGCUUCCAUCUCUGCGGGAGAGAACGACAUGGAGGUGGAUCGCGUGGCUUGCUUUCAUGACGCCAUUCUCGGCUACUCUCCUAUCCUGUAUGAGCUUCAUCCAGACUCAGGUUUUCUGGCCUUCAAAAACGUUUUGAAGAAACUCUGGAGAGCAUUAGACAAAGACAACAACCUUCCCAAAAAAAUGCGUGACAGUGGCCGCCAUUUGGAAUGGCUGAAGACCGUAAAGGAUAGUCAUGGCUCAGUGGAGCUGUCUUCUAUGUCUCUGGCGUCAGCCAUCAACAGUAAGGGCAUCUACUGGAUCAGUGCACAGAGUGGAAAAAAGGUGAGUCUCGACACCACUUUGAAACUUGAGAUUCUGGAGGACAAGGAGGAUAAGGAAGAGCGCGUGACGCGCUACUAUUCUCUGGAAGAUGUGCGGGAGCUGCAGAACAAACUGAUGCUCAUGUCUGGGAAAGGCGAUCAGGGACAGAAGGAAAUGAAUUACUUCACAGAGGUCUUUGCUGGUGUUCAAAGACUAGCGGAGGCUUUCAUUGCUCUCUAUGCUGCUGGAAACCCUCUGUUCAGACACUGGGAAGCUCAAAUCCAGUGUUGCUUCAGUGAGAAACUCAGCAUUGUGAUGGACUUCAACCUGGGGGAGAAUUUUAAUCUUGUCACCAUUGAGGAGCGCCUUCCUGACCUUUGCAUGAAAAUGGAGAACAUCCUGCACUUUUGGUUGGAUUAUUUGGACGAACAGAGAUCCCAGCAUCACUUUUUGAACUACUUCACAACAGAACAGAUUUUCUACCUAUGCAACAAUCUGUCAGAAGAACACGUUAAACAUGUAGCUGAUCAAGUUCUCAUGAUGCUGUCCUUUAUUAAGCCACACUGCACUGCCUCAGAUGUAUCGGGUGUCUUGCAUGAACUUCAAAAUGAAAUCCUCACCAAACCACAAGAAGAAGAAGAAGAACUUGAGUUCCAGUUGAUGUCAGACCCAAGUAUGGAACUGGAUCCUGAGGAACAAGCAAAUGGAUUUCAAAGGUUUGAUCUGAUAUGGAAUAAGUACAUGAAAGACCCGGAGGAUGUUGUUCCCCACAUUCUUGACAUACAAAGUCUCGGAAGACUGCUUGAAAUGCUGGUUGAGAAGGACGAUGUUUCUGAAGAGAAGGUUGAAAGAGAGCUCCCGAAAAGCAUAAAAGCUGGAAAUCCAAACCUCAUUGUUUGCCCUCACACGGCAGUCUUAACUUCUUGCAUCUCCAUUUAUAUGACCAGCAAAGAUCAGCCGCUGCCAACUUACGACGAGGUCCUGCUGUGCAACUCCUCCACAACUUACGAGCAGGUGGAGCUCUUCCUCAGACGUUGUCUCAGGCCAGGUUGCAAAGAGAAGAAGAUAUACUGCCUCCUGUACGGGGAGCUGCUUAUGUAUGAUGUUAGCUGUAAAGUUGUGAAUUUUUUUCAGCGCAUGAAAGUACAGAGUUCGACAGAUUACAGGCUUGUUAUUCUCUGUAGCUCAGAAAGAGAAGAAACCUAUCUUCCAUCAGCUUUCAGUCAGUACCGGUUGCAAAUUGUUCCUCAAACGUCACUGGCCGACAUCCAAAGGUUCCUCCACCAGCAUUAUGUUGUCCCACCAGAUCAAUACAGUGCAGCAGCUGUAUUCAAAGAUCGCCUCUGCGUUGGCACUGUCUCAUCUGAAAGGGCUGGUGUUGGUAAAUCACUUUAUAUCCAGAGGCUUUACAAAAAACUGAACCACUCAGUCGAGGAACGACCAAGGAUGCAAUGCAUUCGCUUGAUUGAAUCCAGUGUCGACGAGGAUGCCAUCCUUCAGACUCUUUUGAACGGCACAAAAGAGAAAAAAAUCACUGUGUUCCAUUUCGACAUUACUUCAUCGGUAAAGAAAGGCAUCCACGAAUUUCUAUUCAAGUUGUUGAUUCUACGUUACCUAAUGGACUCUGAGGGUAACACCUGGAAGUGCAAUGAUAAGGAUCUGUAUGUCAUGGAGUUUUUAGAAGAAACUGUCAAGCCAAGCAAAAAUGUUUCAGCGCAGACUAAUACCUCAAUCAGCUCAAUCACAGACGGGUUCCCAAAUAUUAUUUGCCGGGCACCGAAAGACGUGCUGAUGCUCACAAUGAAGAAAGAAGAUCCCAAUGACAACCCACUGAUGGAUGACAAAGUGUUCAAGAGUGCAGCCUUCCAGCGACCAUACCAGUAUCUCAAAAGAUUCCAUAACAACAUUAGUCUUGAUCGGUUCAGUUAUACGGACAAGGUUGCCGAAGGGUCGCAUGUGGAAUGUCUUCAGAUUCUUCUCAUUUACUGUGGCAUUCAGGACCCAUCCUGGGCGGAACUUAGAAACUUUACUAGGUUUCUAAACCUGCAGCUAAAAGACUGCGAGACAUCUGUUUUCUGUAAUUCUGAUUUAACGGGAGACAUCCUCAAUGGAUUUAAAACAUUUGUGGUGGGUUUUAUGAUUAUCAUGGCGAGGGACUUUGCAACACAAUCGCUAGGUAUCUCUGACCAGAGCCCCAGCAGUCUACAAACAGUCCAGGCUGUCCAAGGCAAGGACUUAGCUCCUUUUUUUAUCAGAAAGAGAUGGGAAACGGAACCACAUCCCUAUAUCUUCUUUAAUGAGGACCACUCUUCCAUGACCUUCAUUGGGUUUAAUAUUCGGCUCAAUUCACAGAAUGCAUUUGAUGCAGUUGAUUCGAGAUCUGGAAUGGUUAUUAAAACAAAUGUUAUGUCAAAGGCAUUGUUUAAUGGCCUGCAACGUCAGGGCGUUCCUUUUAACAUUGACUUCGAUAGCCUACCCAGAAGUGAGAAACUACAGCAACUGUGCAAUGUUCUUGGAAUCAAAAAGCCUCUUGACCCAGAUGAAACAUAUGAGCUUACGACUGACAACAUACUGAAGAUGCUGGCAAUUCACAUGCGUUUCAGGUGUGGCAUCCCUAUCAUCAUCAUGGGAGAGACGGGAUGCGGGAAGACAAGACUCAUCAAAUAUCUUUGUGAGUUGCGCAGGAGCGGCGUUGAUGCUGAAAACAUGAAACUGGUCAAAGUGCAUGGAGGAACAUCGUCAGAAAUGAUUUACAUCAAAGUAAGAGAAGCAGAAGCUAUUGCUUCCAUGAACAAACGAGACCACGGAUUCGACUCUAUUCUCUUCUUAGAUGAGGCGAACACCACAGAGGACAUAAGUAGUAUCAAAGAGGUCCUAUGUGACAAGACAGUGAAGGGGGAAAGUUUGUUAGCUGACACUGGACUGCAGAUCAUUGCAGCAUGUAACCCUUAUCGAAAGCACACCAAUAAGAUGAUCAAAAGGCUGGAAUCUGCCGGUCUUGGGUACAGAGUCCGGGCUGAGGAAACGGAUGAAAAACUAGGCUCAAUUCCUCUCCGUCAGCUUGUGUACAGAGUUCAAGCGUUGCCACCAAGCAUGAUCCCUUUGGUGUGGGACUUUGGCCAGUUAAAUGAUAAGACAGAGGAAAUAUACAUUGACCAGAUCGUAAAGAGACUUGUGGAAAACCAAAACAUUCCCCAGAACUACUUCAAAUGGAUUACUCAGGCUCUUUCUGCUUCACAGAAGUACAUGCGGGGAAGGACUGAUGAAUGUAGCUUUGUCAGCCUGAGAGAUGUCGAACGUUGUAUGCAAGCUUUUGUUUGGUUUUACGACAACCGCUCUCGUUUCUUGGCAGAUCUUGAGGAAUUUGAUAGUGUUCAAAACAGAAAAAAACAAUGCGCUCAAAACGGCCCAAAGGAGCGAGAUCCUGUAAUGUGGUCUCUAAUCAUGGCCUUAGGUGUGUGCUACCAUGCUUCCCUUGAACAAAAGGUUAAUUACAGACAGUGUGUCAGCCAAAGUCUACCACCAGAGUACAAUCCAACAAAAAUAAGGGAGGAAAUUACAGUUAUGCAGGAUUUACUCCUAAGUGGUGUACCAAUGGCCGAUACAAUUGCAAGAAAUGCCGCCCUCAAAGAGAACGUUUUUAUGAUGGUUCUUUGCAUUGAGCUGAGGAUCCCUCUCUUCUUAGUUGGAAAACCUGGUACUUCAAAAUCUCUGUCUAAAACCCUGGUGGCCGAUGCAAUGCAAGGCCAGGCCGCACACUCUGACCUCUACAAGCUGUUCAAGCAGAUUCAUUUGGUGUCCUUCCAGUGUAGCCCCCACUCUACACCAGAAGGCAUCAUUAAUAUAUUCAGGCAAUGCGGACGCUUUCAGGAAGGAAAAGAUCUUGAUGAGUACAUUUCAGUCGUUGUCCUUGAUGAGAUUGGGCUGGCUGAAGACUCCCCAAAGAUGCCACUUAAAACCCUUCACCCAUUGUUGGAAGACGGUUGCAUUGAUGAUGAGCCACUACAACAUAAAAAAGUUGGAUUCAUUGGCAUUUCCAACUGGGCGUUAGACCCCGCAAAGAUGAACAGAGGCAUAUUUGUUUCUCGAGGCGACCCUAAUAAAGAAGAACUGAUUAAAAGUGCAGAAGGUAUAUGCUCAUCUGAUGUGAUGGUUUUGGAGAAGGUGAGGGAAUUCUUCCCCUAUUUUGCAGUAGCCUACAUAAAAAUUGUCCAGAACCAAGGCAAAGGAUUUUUCGGCCUGCGUGACUAUUACAGCUUGAUUAAGAUGGUUUAUGCAGUGGCCAAAACAUUCCAACGAAAGCCCACCAAUGAGGAGGUCACAAAAGCCAUUUUGAGGAAUUUCAGCGGCAAAAAUGAUGUGGAUGCAAUGUCUAUUUUUAAUGAAGAUUUUCGCAUUGCAUUUGACCCGGAGAACAUCAGUGCCGUUGAGUUUGUGAGAGAAAACAUUCAGACAGUUGGACAGGAGGAAGAAUGUCGCUACUUGCUGGUACUAACCGGAAAUUAUGCCGCGCUCCAGAUUUUGCAGCAAACUUUUUUUUCAGAGGUUGGUCAGCCCGAAAUCAUCUUUGGAUCCAGCUUUCCAAAAGACCAGGAGUACACUCAAAUCUGCCGGAGCAUCAACAGAGUCAAGAUCUGCAUGGAGACAGGUCAAACUGUUGUGCUUCUGAACUUACAUAACCUCUAUGAAAGUCUCUAUGAUGCCCUCAACCAAUAUUACGUCUACUUGGGAGGACAGAAAUAUGUGGACCUUGGCCUCGGAACCCAUCGUGUCAAGUGUAGGGUGCACAACGACUUCCGACUUAUUGUCAUCGAGGAAAGUGGGGUGGUUUACAAACAGUUCCCAAUACCUCUCAUCAAUAGACUGGAGAAACACUACCUGGACUUCAAUACUGUCCUGACAACUGCGCAGAAGAGGAUGGUCGAGAAAUUGACGGAAUGGGUCAAGCGCUUUGUUUCAGUCAGCAAUCUUGUCAUGAUUCAGAGGUACAAGUACCGUCCUUCAGACGUCUUCAUUGGCUACCAUGCAGACGCUUGUGCUUCUGUGAUCCAUCGAGUGAUCGAGAAGAGUAAGGAUGGUAUUGAAAUCUCAGAUGCCGAGCAACGAGUUCUCCACAAAGCUAAACUUGUACUGCUCAAGUGUGCCACACCAGAUUCAGUGGUGCGGUUGGACUUCACAGACCUUCCCAGUGGGGAUAGUGAAGAUCUUGCAAAUGUCUAUUUUGAAGAUCAGAACAACAGCUGCCUGGCUGACUUCAUAGUUGCUCAUACAAGACAGGAAGUCCAUAGCGUUUCCUCCUUCACAGAGGUUACAACAUUCUCCAGACUUCUCACUGCACCAGACUUAGAGCCAUUGGAGCAAAUGUUGCAAAGUGUCGAGCUUCUCUCACUCCAGCAGUUUGACAUGGAACAGUUCUUCUUGAAGGAAAUUAGAAACUACCUCACUGCUGAAAAACAACUCAUCCGUGACGGACCCUACAACAAGGUCCUGAUCAUUCAGAGUGAAUUCAAAGAGGGCACUCAUAGUGCCCAUCUCAUUGCAUCAGCAAAGUAUUCAGCCAUAAAUGAAAUCACCAAGAUCACUCAAGAGGGCUUGGACUGCAGGGUGUUUGUCUACUUUAUCACCAGGCUUCCAAGGAUUCAAGGAGGGACUUGCUAUGUUGGAUUUCAUGGCGGCCCCUGGACUUCAGUGCAUAUAGAUGACCUCAGACAGCCAACGGACAUCGUUACAAGCAUUAGAACCUUGCGAAACACAGCAAUUUGCCAGCUGUUUGAAACAGAGAGAAGCCAACCUCAAGCUCUGGAGGCAGGUGAGGAGAGUGAUUCAUGUGGCGCGAACAAGGAGGAAGCAGAGACAAGAGAAGAUUACCAAGAUGACACGGCCCUAGACACGACAGCACUGGUGCGAAGCUGUGUGCAGAGUGCGGUCGGCAUGCUCAGGGACCAGCAAGGCUGCAGAAACCGCAGCACUCGAAGACUUGAGACGCUUCUGAAGCUUCUCAGUGACAGUGACCAGGUCGCAGAUGACUUCCUGCAAAUUGUGAAGAAGCGUCUUUACUUAACUCUAGCGAGUGAAAGCAACUUUUCAUCUUCCACAAAGGAUUGGGUCAUCAAGGUGGCUUCUAAUGUUGAUGCCUUACAAGAAGGGGGUACGUUUUGCCACUCUUUAUGGAAGCGCAUUCAAGCUGUGGUGACCCCUGUCUUGGCUCAAAUGGUUUCAGUCAUUGAUGCUGACCGAAACCUGGACAUCUUAAUUAGAGACGACAGUAGUGCCUCUGUGAAGAGGCUGUGGUUACACAUCUUCGCCGAUGAAAGGUUCCUGGAAAUUCCACAGCCAUCGCUUGACUUAGAGACCCGAACAAUUCUCCUACGAAACUACUUGGCCCAAGGCAGGGCCUUUACCUUCAGCAUGCCUUUCAGUGGGAGGAUCAAGGACUACUUAGAGGAGCUCUGGGUUCAUGUGCUUCAAAAUGAAGGUCAUACUCAACAGAGAUUCUUUGAAUACUUUUCCAAAACAUCACUGGGACAGUACAUCGCGAAAGACACCCCAGAGAUACAGUCUGAGUUCUUUCAGCUCUACCUACAGGAUUUUCUCUUCUUGACUAUGAAUGUCACCCGUCAGGAGGACGUGCAGCUCCUGGAUAUGGCUUUGAACAACUGCGUCAAUGAACUGCGCUCGCAGUUCGGUGCCAUGGAUGCAGUUGCGUCGCUUCCGUGGGUCCAUGCUGCCUAUCACGAGUCCAAGGACCGACUGCAGAACCUCUACAUAAUGGUCAGCCUUGAACCGCAGGUGACCGCCGACCUCUUAAGGAGUCAUCAGUUCAGCGAGGGAGAUGAGCUGGUGCUUGACGUGUAUGCUGCUCUUGCUUGCCUGGAGUAUCUUGAGCCCAGAUGCUGGGAGAUGGAUGCCCAAAGACAAGCCUGGGUCAGGCGGGUGAACAAACUCAAGUUUCCAAUUGAGCUGGUCUGCUCGGAGGACAGUGUGAGACACUACCAAGACAGGAGCAAGACGAUUGUCAACAGGGUCCGAGAUCGGUGGAAUCGGAUAUUUCCUUUGUCCUUAUUUGUGGAGCACUUUGAGACACAACAGAGGGAGAUAACACCUUUAAUUAUGAAGCACGUGCAACUACUCAACCAGGUUCUCGAGAACAAUUCUGACCUUAAAUGUCAGCAGCCAUUCGAAGCGAUGAUUCGCUUGCUAAAAACCUGCAAAGAUGAAGCUCUCCAAGGAAUCUUCAGGUUCAGUUCGGUCCCUUGGUGCUUGCUGUGUCAGGGAGACCCACAAGAUCCCAUCAGUCUGCCCUGCGAGCACAUUUUCUGUGCUUCGUGUAUUAAAAGGUGCUUGGUUCCCUGUCAGAUGCAUGUCUGUCCAGACUGUAAGCAGGCAGUUCCUGACGAUUUUAACCCAGUUCCCUCUGAGGACUUAAGGAUUCGAGUUGAACAGCACGCUUUGUUCAGGAAUCAGUGCAAUGCUUUCUUCAUCGACUUGGUGUCUAGUGUGUGCUUCAAGGACAACGCUCCUCCAUGCCCAGCUGUCAUUCACCACUUGCUUUCCUUUCUAUUGGUGGAAGCCAGCGCCGCUCCUAUUCUCAGGGCGGAUGGACAAAUCAGGACAAAGGUGCUCUCUCCGUUUGAUGACUCAGCGGAUAAAAACCCAGUGGUUAGAUCGGUUGUGCUCAAACUCUUGCUGAAGUACAGUUUCGACGAUGUGAAAGAUUACCUGCAGCAGCACCUGCUGGCUGUGGAGCACUGCCACAUUUUAGAGGAAAGGGACAAAACCAAACUCUACUGCCUCUACCUAAAGUGCCUCCAGGACUCCAUGUUUGAGAGUUUCCAGUUCAGGUCGGACACGGACAAGCAGGCGUGCAUGCGCCGCGAAACGGCCUUCCUAAUGGAGGUGCUGCGUUCGCUCAGUCCGUCGGCGGCGGAGGAAGCGGUGGUCACAGUGGAGCAUCUCCAGCAGGUGGCAAGAUUGCGUAUGAACCUGGAUUUAGCAGCGACCAUCAUUGCCCCUGAAAUGCCGCAAGGAGAAGGUCCGAGUCAAAGCGACGACUUCUUGGAGAGUGUGGUGAACUUGUGUAGCCGCAGUGGCAACAACUGGUAUCGCGUCUACUUGGUUCGUAAAAUAAUCAGCCAACGUGGAGUGGCGUUUGCCUUUGACCUUCUCAAAAUGGAUGACAAGCACUGGCUGUUUCCCGAGGAGGUUCUGAAAAAGAGUGGAGAACCCAUCACAGUUGACCAGUAUCUUGUGUAUGGGGAGAGCUACAAGAAAAUCAGAGAUGCAUUCGCUAAAGCAAUCGCAGAGGGCCGAAUGGACUGCCUUGAUGAGAUUUGUCAGGACUGCACAACUUCACCACAAAGGGCAACGGUUUACCUGCUUUUGGCACUGCACAGAGAAGUAACCACCCUCUUCAGAAACGGCAGUUUACUUUUGCAUCAAAAUACAGAGCAAUUCAAUGCCCUGCUGAAUUUCAUCAACACUUCCAAAGUGCUUGAUAACCCGAAGGUCAAGGCCUUUGCCUGUGGUCUGGUAACCAACCAACCCGGGCCUUUGGCGGUCACUCCCGAAACAUCCGGGGACUGUUGUGCAUCCGUGGCGUUGGCCGUUCACCUGGCUGCCGUCUUGCUUUGCGCAGACCAAAAGAUUGUAGCACCUCUGCAACAUCUAGCGAUGGAACCUGCAACCAUGCAGGCUACCUUCUUGCCUACCAUGCCACAAGAUAGGUUAGCAGAGGCUCAGCAAGCGCUGGGCAAUUCACAACUGACGUGGUACACAUGUCCAAAUGGUCACCCCUGCUUGGUUGGAGAGUGUGGCAGACCCACAGAAACAAAGCGUUGCCUUGACUGUAACGUCCCCAUCGGUGGGGAACGUCAUGUCCCUGUGCUGGGUUUUAAUCAACUUGGGAGGCAGACUGAUCGCACUCAGACAGGCCACAUCUUGGGCGACCCCAGUCGAAGGGACAAUGCAGACAUGCUGGACACCAAGCACCUUUCCCCUGUUCCCUUCACACUCAUCCGCAUGUUUACACACUUGGCCAUGCUGAUCGGCGCCUCCGACCACUCACAGAAUAUCUCUUCGAUCAUCAACUCUCCAGUCACUGAGCCAGGUCCAUUUCUACUGGCUCAUCUGAAAAAAGACAAGGAGCAUUUCGGUAGAUGUCUGGGCAAAGGGACAGAUGACACAGUCGGAGCUGUUCACCUGCUCAUCAGAGGCCUCCUUGAACCCCAGCACCCACGAAGCUCUGACUCAUGGGUGCUUUCCACCAAUAUGAGGAGAAAUGAAUGGGAGAUCCAAAUGAGCCUCUCCAUCACACCCAAACUGAAGCACUUGGACAACCAGCUGAAGGAAAUGAACGCAUCCAUCCAGAUAGACUCUCAAAACUCUGACAAUCCCAUCAUGUGGCUGCUGAGUGACAAUGCUGGCUUCUUAAUGGCUUCUCUUCGCGCCAAUUCCCACCUCCAUAAUUCUGCGGUGUGGAGCUGCAGGGAGCAAGUGUCUCUGCUGCACCUUACCCACAUGGUGGAGUUGAAUGAUGGCAAAGACACGCUCCCUGUACUGUGGAGAUUUCUAAACAAGGAAGCAGAGCUGCGACUGGUGAGGCACCUCCCUGCCAUUGUCAACCUCCAGAAAGGCCUGCUCAAGAAGUUUUUAAACGUCACCGAAGAUUCAUGCGGCACCAUCGCCGAGUUCCUCAGCAGCCUGACUGGUUCGUCGAGAACCUGGUAUGGGAAACACAUCAACACGUUCUUGAUGACCUGGAAUCAACUCAGAUCAUCUUUGGCAACCUACGAUGAAAUCAAAGUGCCGGCCGAGUUCUGCCAACGGGACCUCGAUAGCGACAGUCACCUAAAGGUUCUGUUACCGCGGCGGCACGGACCCGGUUUGUGCUCGACCGUCCUGGUCAGCUACCUCAUCGGCCUGCACAAUAACAUGGUCAAAUGUGUGGACGAUCACAUGGGAGAGAAAACCAGCCACAUAGUUAGUCCUGUAGAUUUGACUGACAUCCACGUGAUCCACUACGAGCUGCAGAGGGAUCUGAUGCCCCUGGUCCUCGCCAACACCCAGUACAGCAUCCAGAGGGGCCAGGAGACCCUUCACAAAUACGAUUUGCCCAGGAUCCAGAAGCAGAUUUACUCUCGCUUCAUCCUGGGAAAGCCAAUCAUCCACCUCAAUGGCAUCCCGACACUUGUGAACAGAGCCGACCGCAACUAUGACAUCAUCCUGAAGGACGUCAAUGAAAAAGUCAAACAAGAGCCUCUGGUGACCCAGACCAUGCUGGCGGUGGCCGUGGCGCUGCCCGACUACAGCGAAGCGUGUGAGGCCCUGUCCGCUUUGGAGGUGGCCCUGGGGUUCCUGGCCAUGGAUGGGGAAGACCCCCACAUGCGGCUGUCCAGCUACCUGAAGGACAUGCUGCAGAUGGGAAGCCAGAUAUCAGACUCUGUCCUCAAGGUUCUGAGUUUGUGCUGUUUGAAGCAUUGUGUGGUCCUGUGGAAGCUGCUGACCGCUCUGAAAUCAGAAAUUAUGAUGAUGCUUAAUAGGGAUCCUUUUGAAAAAGUCUGCGAGGAGUACAAGCAGCUCCUGGGUGAGAAAGAGCGCCAACUGCUGACGUCUUUCUGCUCCGGGCGCAACACGGACAUGUUCCUGCUGGAGCUGCACAAGUUGCUGGUGUUGGAGCUUAAGAAUCCCACGGCACCAGAUGACCUCAAGCCAGACUGGAGCCUGAUUUGGAAACUGGACCCUUCCAAGGAGGACAAGUACCCAGGCCUCACGGUUGACAUCCACCUUUCUCACUGUGUCGAAACCUGGAAGUUCAUCAACGGCAUCAGGCGAGAUCGUAUUCGCAGGCAAACUGUAUAACGGGGGAGCCUUUUGUGCCAUUAAAAAAAAAAAAAAAUCCUAUGUUGCCUUGUUGUAAUCAGAGGUAGCCUACAACCCUCAACAAAGUCCCCCCAAAAAUUUAAAAAGCAAAACAACACAGAUUUGAUGACGUAACACACAAUGGUGGUUUUAUUGGUGUGGAUUUUUUUGGGUUGAACUCAAAUUGUAACACUUUUCACUCUGGAGAGCAGCAUUUUUUAAUGUGUUCCUCCCACAUUAAAAAAAACCAUACUUGUUAGGUUCAUUGAAGACUCUAAAUUGUCCUUCGGUGGGAAUGUGUGCGUGAAUGGUUGUUUGUCUAUAUGUGCCUCGGCUGGCAAGGUUGUAACCUGCCUCUCAUCCAGAGUCAGCUCGGGUAGGUUCCAGCUCACCCGCACACCUCAGAUGGAGAAAUGUUGAAGGAUGACCCCGUUGGUUCCACUGUAGACUGCACAAUCACUAUUGCCUUGUGGGAACAUAAUCAAUAUUACACAAAUAAAAUGUAUUUUCAAUGUU